UCAUAGAGCUGCGCAAGCUUUGUACAUGAAAUACUUAAUUUAAUGAUAUAAACUGGAUUAUAGGGGGUGGAUUUGAUGCAUAUUAUAGGGUGUAGAUCAGAUGCAAAUACAGUUUGCAACAAAAAGGCUCAAUUCUUAAACCUUAAGACAUUUAUUUCAGACUAAAACGAUUGAUAGACACAUUUUAAACUAAAAAACCUUUAGACAAUGUCUCUGGCAAACUUGUUAGACGAGUACAAAAGUAAAGUUGAAUGCAGCCUUAAUAAGUUGAGGGAAGCAACAGAUAGUGAUGAUGAAGAAGAGAAUCCAUACUUUCCAAAUUUUGAAGUAAGUCCAAGGAUGUCGUCAAUGAUUUCGCUUAUAAAGGAUACCAAGAUUAUUUACUUUACUUCGUGUUUGAAGGGAUUUUCUGAAGAAGUACGAGAGAAGCACCAAAAAGACAUGUCCGACUACAUCAGUAAAAAUAAACAAAUCCUGGGGGUUCUGUGUGAUAUUAUUGUGGAUCCGCCUCAGCCAAACUGCCCUUUUCUUGGCGAGUUGCAGAUGAUGUCCUUACAACUGGUAAUGAAUCUGACGGACAACUCGGAGGAUUUGUGUGAAGCUGUUUGUCAAAUACCAGAAUAUCUUGGCUAUUUAAAAGGCAUUUUGGAUGAUAAUGAACCCGAUGAUGACGAAAUGUCAGAUGAAGACAAGAAGUGUUUAUAUCGUAUCAUUGGGCUAGUCAACAACCUUGCAAUAGAUGACAACAAUAUAAAUGUGUUACGUAAUGCAGAUUUUCAAACAUCACUUACAAAAUAUAUAUCAGCUGAUGAUGAUCGUAUCAAUCUGGCUGCUCUUCUUGGCUUAGCUGCUAUUAUGUCCGAGGAUGAAAAUGCAAAUAUCAAGGCUUGUACUAACACUAUUACAAAUUUGAUAGAUGAACUUGAGGAAAGUCUCGACAGUGAUAUGCAUAGAUCACCAAGUGGAUGGAAAAGCAUUGAAUUGGGAUCGGGAAUUCUCAAACUAGCUAGAUUUGACGACAACAAAGCUCUAUUUGUGGAGAAAAACUGUUUGCCUAACCUGUUGAAGAUGGCCAAUUCUCAGAAUCCAAAUGAGCGGGAAGUUUCCUUCCGUUGUUUAUGGACACUUGCUUUCGACGAUGAUGUCAAAAAAAGAAUAGUUGAUGAGCCCAAACUAAUCGAUUUUCUUGAUAAAAAACGUCAAUCAUCUGACGGCGAAUUCAGUUUUGAAGAAAGAGUUUGCAAUAAUAUCCUAUGGACUCUGAGAUACACUCUUCUAGAAUCUGAGGACCAUCAAUCAAUUGGGAAAGAAAUGACUGGGGAUGAAAAUGAUGAUGAGGAUGACGAUGACGAAGAUGAAGAUGAGGAUGAGGAUGAAGAUGAGGAUGGAGAUGGAGAUGAGGAUGAAGAUGCAGAUGCUGAAGAUUUUGAAAUCGAUAUUAGUGAAGCUCUAGAAAAACAACAAACGGAAGAACAAAAAAAACUAACCGAAAAAGUGAAACAUUCAAAAGAACAUAUUGGUCACGUAAUGAUAAGCUACAACUGGGAUAAGCAAGAUUCGGCAAUAAAAAUACGAGACCAACUCAAGUUUAACAAUAUAAAGGUAUGGAUGGAUGUUGAUGAUAUGGAAGGGUCAACACUUGAAGCAAUGGCCAAAGCUGUUGAACAAGCUGAGAUUGUAAUCAUGUGUAUGUCUCGGAAAUACAAAAACAGCGAAAAUUGUAGAGCUGAGGCUGAAUAUGCUUUUACGAAAAAAAGAAGGAUUAUACCAAUACUGAUGGAAACUGACUACGAACCUGAUGGAUGGUUGGGUAUCAUUCGUGGAUCAAAACUGUGGUACGAUUUUAGUGAUGAACACUUGAUGAAUUCAAACAUGGGCCGAUUUUUAAAAGCGGUAAAAAAAAUCACUGAUGCAAAGUAAGAUGGUCUUGUAUUAAUAACACCACAAAUUUUUAUAAAGAUUAAUCAAAGCUAAUUUUAAUGCCAUUUUAUAUCUUUGGUCUUGUAUUAAUAACACCACGAAUUUUAUAAAGAUUCAUUAAAGCUAAUUUUAAUACCAUUGAAUGUCAUUUUAAAAUAAAGUUU
Molecule: messenger RNA, 2084 nt
Organism: Patella vulgata (common limpet)
Lineage: Eukaryota; Metazoa; Mollusca; Gastropoda; Patellidae
Product: protein ecdysoneless homolog
Exons: 7
Coding region: 208-1920 (570 amino acids)
Biological process (GO): signal transduction
Source: RefSeq, a predicted model, not a curated record